Molecule: messenger RNA, 2094 nt
Organism: Scomber scombrus (Atlantic mackerel)
Lineage: Eukaryota; Metazoa; Chordata; Actinopteri; Scombriformes; Scombridae
Gene: dpep1
Product: dipeptidase 1
Exons: 10
Coding region: 202-1482 (426 amino acids)
Biological process (GO): proteolysis
Molecular function (GO): metallodipeptidase activity
Source: RefSeq, a predicted model, not a curated record
UCUGCAGAAAUACAAACUAAAAACUAAAAGACGAGCAAAUCGGACAGAAACCAGUCCCAGCAGUUAAACUAGAAUUCCUCAGAGUUUAAACAAAAGUCCAGCAGUAUAAUCUUAAACUGCUGUUUGCCAAUAGGGAAGAACAUACAGGGAGAGAAAAAGAAAGAAGAGUUGCACGUGUAACAGUGUGGGAAAGAUUAAGACAUGCUGGCCAAGGUUAUCUCAGCUGUGUGUGUGACACUCUGGAUCACGUCUUGUGUCAUCACCUCAGCUGAGGACCCGCUCAUGACCAGAGCUGUGAAGCUGAUGUCUGAGACUCCACUCAUCGAUGGCCAUAACGACCUGCCUUGGCAACUUCGAAAGCAAUUCAACAACCAGCUCAACAAAGUGGAUCUUAACACACUCAGUACAACACACACCAACAUCCCUAAGAUAAAGGAAGGGCGGCUCGGAGCACAGUUUUGGUCAGCCUAUGUUCCCUGUGACACUCAGUAUAAAGAUGCUGUCAGACAAACACUGGAGCAGAUUGACGUCAUCCACAGGAUGUGUCAAAGUUAUCCAGAGACGUUCAUGUUUGCCACCAGUACCCAAGACAUCAGAGAUGCCUUCAAACUUAACAAGACAGCCAGUCUGAUCGGGGUGGAGGGGGGUCAUUCCAUUGACAGCAGCCUGGGCACCCUUCGCACCAUGUACCAUCUGGGGGUCCGCUACCUUACACUUACACAUUCCUGCAACACACCCUGGGCAGAUAACUGGCUUGUCGACACUGGAUCAGAGCCAUCUGAACACAACGGUCUGUCCCCAUUUGGCAAGCAACUUAUUGUGGAAAUGAACCGUCUGGGGAUGCUGAUCGACCUGGCUCAUGUAACUGUAGCAGUGAUGAACCAGGUUCUGGACAUUUCUAAAGCUCCAAUCAUCUUCAGCCACUCCUCCGCCUACAGUGUCUGUCCAAACAAGAGGAAUGUUCCCGAUGAUGUUCUCAGGAGAGUGAAUGCAACUGGAGGCAUUGUUAUGAUCAACUUCUACAAUGACUACGUGACCUGCAGCAAGACUGCUAAACUCUCAGAUGUCGCUGACCACUUUGACCAUAUAAAGAAAGUGGCCGGGGCAGGAAUCAUCGGUUUUGGUGGAGACUAUGAUGGGGUUACAAGAUUACCAGAAGGUCUGGAGGAUGUGUCCAAGGUGCCCAAACUGGUUGCUGAACUGUUGAGGAGAGGGUGGACUGAUGAGGAGGUCAAAGAUGCUCUAGGAGACAACUUGCUCCGUGUACUGCAAGAGACUGAGAAGGUACGUGACAGUCUGAAUAACACGAAGCCAGAUGAUGUUCCUAUUCCAUAUGACGAGGUGAAGAACUCCUGUAGGACGAGCUACGGUUACCCCAACGCUGAAAAUCCCAGUGAUGCUGGUGCCGUCCAUUCACUGAGCACACUGGUCCUUCUGCUCACACUGGCUCUCCACACUCUUAUAACAUCAACAGCUUUCUAGGCUGCUUAUCAACUCCUGAUUUUAUGCUUUCCACAAGUACAAAUGAAAUCUGAAAAAAAAAAGAAAUUCACUCCACUUUAAUGUUGGAGCUUCUAUUGUCUCUGGGCUGACAACACACAUUAGCUGCAGUUUGUAAACAGCAACUCGCAGGUCUAAAUUUUAACUAGGGUUAUAGAUUACCAAUCAUGGAAAUUAUGAUGUGAAAUGUUAAUGUAUGAUUUUUCUUUGUUUUACAAGAAAAAGGCAGAAAUUUAGGAGAAAAUAAGCUAUUUUAAACAAUGGUGUUUAACCUCACUGUAAAUGCUCGUAUAUACAACAGUGAUUAAAAUAAAGAAAACAGCAUAAUAAUUAUCAUAUCAGACUGAGCUGAAUUUAUUGAAACCCGAGUCAAAGUUUCAACUCAUCUGGCUGUUUAAGUCCACCAUGAGACUGUCAGAAAGAGGCUGCUGCAGGCAUAUAUUGUGAGAUAUUGUGAUAACUGCAGUGUAGUCAAGUAUAAUUUGAAAAUAAGUACACAAAAACAAAUUUUCCUCUAUAGCAAAAUAUUCCUCUAUAUCAUACUCUCAUUUGUGUCACAGGAUGUCCAUGCAGUUUACUGUGAUAUCUUUAAGA